This is a messenger RNA of Ornithorhynchus anatinus (platypus), 3816 nucleotides long. It is a transcript of the gene TMEM135, whose product is annotated as transmembrane protein 135. The transcript has 15 exons. The record is from RefSeq and is a predicted model, not a curated record. The coding region runs from base 630 to 1880 and encodes 416 amino acids. Lineage: Eukaryota; Metazoa; Chordata; Mammalia; Monotremata; Ornithorhynchidae.
CUGAGCAAGUCCAUCCCGCACAGCUGCUACGAGAUCGGCCACACCUGGCAGCCGUCCUGCGGGGGCUCCUUCCUGCAGAUCACCCGCGGGGCCCUGGAGGAGUCCCUCAAGAUCUACGCGCCCCUCUACCUGCACGUACCGCCUUUUCAUCUUGAGAUCACGAGUUGAAGACUCAGGUGGUCUUCCCGGUCUCUCCUUGGAGCUCCUCGGGGACUUGGAAGGUUCUUGCCGUGUUCACGAAAAGCGGCCAGAUGAGGGAUUUUUCAGGAAGUGACUCAAAAUAGUAACAAUCUCAGCUGUUGGACGAGAGGCUUGGCCGUGUGACUUGAUGUUGCUUAAAAACUGACUGCUGAGAAUCGAAAGCAUCGUCCUCGAACUCUUAAAAAUAAUGAAAAUUGAGUGUAACCUCGGUAAUCCCGGCCGAGAUAUCGGUUUCUUUUCAGAAGAGGUUGGGCUCUCUGACCAACCACAGAGGGCCGGAGGGGAAGAUCAGCGAUGUGUAGACCACUGCGUAUUAAACGCUUCCAGUGCCGAAGGCCGUGUUGUGUGCUGGGGGCGAUUCACCGUAAGCGGAUGGGACGGAUUCCUGUCCCACGAGGGGCUCACGAGCUAGGUCGGGGUGAACAAAGAUGGUGAACAGUUACAGUGGAAAGGAAAUGACAAAAUCAACCAUCUCAGAUUGCAGCCAUUCUCCGGAAGCGAAAACUCGAGUACUAUUUACACAAACUGCUGCCCGAGAUCUUACAGUCGGCCUCGUUUUUGACGGCGAAUGGAGCCUUGUACAUGGCUUUCUUUUGCAUUUUAAGAAGGAUCCUUGGAAAAUUCUACUCCUGGAGUCCUGGCUUUGGAGCCGCUCUCCCAGCGUCUUACGUGGCCAUUCUGAUCGAAAGGAAAAGCAGGCAACAGAGACAUUAUUCCGGAUGGCAGUAGCAAGAGGAACCAUCACGACAUUAAGAAAUGGAGAAGUCCUUUUGUUCUGCAUCACAGCUGCCAUGUACAUGUUCUUUUUCAGGUGCAAGGAUGGCUUGAAGGGAUUCACAUUCUCUGCACUUCGAUUCAUUGUCGGGAAAGAAGAAAUCCCCACGCAUUCAUACUCACCAGAGGCAGCAUUUGCAAAAGUGGAACAAAAGAGAAAGCCACAGGAGGAGAAAUCGAGAAGAAUGAACAUAAUCGCCCUGGCCAAGAAACGUGUGGAUUCCAUAUGCAAACUUGGACCGAGACAUAGAUGUUGCAAGCACUAUGAAGAUAACUGCUUCUCCUACUGCAUUAAAGGCUUCAUCAGAAUGUUUAGCGUGGGUUAUUUGAUCCAGUGCUGCCUCCGAAUCCCAUCUGCAUUCAGGCAUCUGUUUACAAAACCAUCCCGGCUUCUCUCUCUGUUUUACAACAAGGAAAACUUCCAGCUUGGAGCUUUUCUUGGUUCUUUCGUCAGUAUUUACAAGGGUACCAGUUGCUUCCUGCGAUGGGUGAGAAACCUGGAUGAUGAGCUACACGCUAUCAUAGCUGGGUUCUUGGCGGGGGUCUCUAUGAUGUUUUACAAAAGUACGACCAUCUCCAUGUAUCUCGCUUCCAAGCUAGUGGAGACUCUGUACUUCAAAGGCAUCGAAGCGGGAAAGGUUCCCUACUUUCCCCAUGCGGACACCAUCAUCUAUUCCAUCUCCACGGCGAUUUGCUUUCAGGCGGCGGUCAUGGAAGUUCAGACCUUGCGGCCGUCUUACUGGAAGUUCCUGUUAAGGCUCACCAAGGGCCGGUUCGCUCUGAUAAAUAGAAAAGUCUUAGACGUAUUCGGCACCGAAGCAUCGAAGCACUUUCCAGACUUCACCCCUCGACUGGAUCCGCGAUACACGACCGUAACCCCGGGGCUGCCCGUCGAAUUAUCCUGAAGACCGCUCUUCCCCCCGCGAUUAAAUGUGAGGACCGUUUCGUCCCGAAGAGUUGAUGAACUUAAGUCGAACAGAAAGAAGAGGGCUUCUGCUCCACUUCAGUGUUAUUUCAACAAGAAAUGCUUUUUUUUUUUUUUUUUUUACCAAUCAGAAAUACUGGAGCUUCGUAGGAAGAUGUGGCUUAAUAAUUAAGCUCCCUCCAGAGCCAGGGUGUGAUUUCGGAUCGCUGGAGUGGGGGGAUCGUAUUGUAGAUUCUUGAUUCAGAUUUGUCCGUGAGUAACGUUAAAUGAUCUAUAGACAAAGAAAUCGCCUAUAUGAGUAUACUUAAGAUAACACUUUAAAAUACCUUUAGUCCAUUCCAAUAUAUUUCUUAGUCCAACUGAGAAUACAGCCCAUUUUAGGCCCUUACAAUAGAACAGAAUUAAAAGUUGCUAUUGAUUUCGUUAUUAUUGUUACUGUUCUUAAUCGAUGGCCACUGUGGUGAAACGGCCUGGAUUUGAAGUAGCCGUGUUAAAAACUUGCUACUCUGUCCCAGAGGAAUUGAAAUAGAAGGACCACGGUUUCUUUAGGGUCGGGGCAGAGACGACGGAUGUUGGCAGACAACAUGGCGUCCACCGAACGAAGCCCCUUUCGAAGGCCGGCUGAGGGGCUCCCGCCGUCUGGAAACCUGCCCCAUCUGGGCGCCGAGAGGGCGGGAGGGAAAUCCCCUCUUGCCGAGUGAAAAAUGGCAGACCCAAGAAGGGAGAAACCCAGGGAUUGCACUUCGGAGGGAGGAGGGCGAGUAAUGAAAAAUUUGACGGAAAAGGCUCAAAGUUGUCUUGUGAGGCGGCAGAGCCCAGCCGGCCGGGACGCACUGCCUCUGACAUCGCGGCAGGAUCAGGAGGCCUCAGAACUGCUUCUCGCCGCGUUGGGCCUGGAGACCGGGGGAAACAGCGUCCUCCAGGGUGAUCGGCAGAGCGGCGGGAAGCUUAGCAGAAUCCCGAAGCGGGCAGGGUUCAGACCUAAGUGGCCCACCCGGGCAGCGAGGUGUUCUCAAGUAGUUAUCUCGGAUAACCGGUCCCGACGGCGUGAGGUCCAACCGGGAUUUCCCAACACUGUUUCUUGGAUUGGCACUCUGCCUUCCCUCCUUCGGGUCACCAAAAUUUCGCUGAGUUCAAGCAGCAAAGCAACAAAAUCUUACCACCACGGAAACAAAUGCAGUUCAGAGGGCCGUGGCUCAGCUGUGGUCCAUUUUACAGCUUUUCAGGGAAAAGCUGAGUUUUACUUGGGGUCUUAGCUAGUUCUGAUGUCUCCUAAAAAUGGGAUAUAGAAGGAGGUGCUGUAUAUUUUUUUAAUAGAAUUUAGCAAGAGAAUGUGCGUAGCCUGAUGUAAAUUCGUGAUGAGGGACAACCGACACCGGGACCAGCCUUCGAAAGAUUCAGUCCCAAAGAGGAAAUUGGCAUGAAUCCACAGGGUUUGCGGGUAACCCCAUCCCCGACUGGUAGGUUGAGACUCGUCCUAAAGUCAAACUCGGAUGGUAUCCGGAGUUGAGGGCUACGUUAAUUUGAUCUAAAACUGUGUUUUUCGAGGAGCUCUGUAGAGUCGACGGUUGACCACUGGGAAAUAGGCGGGUGAUUUUAUGCUAGUUUCAGACUUUGAAAUGGACGAACCCAGUUUAGAGGCCUUUUUUUGGAGGAGGGGUAACCCUCCCAGUUACUGGGAAGACUCCUGCUUUCUCCCUUGCUUCCCACAUCUGGUUUUUAGUGCUUCUCCUAUCGAGUCAAAAAUCAAAAGAUUUUAAUCGAUGGGUUAUCGUUUUCACCAGCAUCAAAAAACUCAUCAAAGAAAAACUUAAAUCCUACUGAAAUUUUUGUUUUCCUGAAUCACCAUAGUAAAAUCUUUGCUGCUUUGAAAGAUGCAAUUCUGUGAUUUAUUAAUAAAAGCUGGGAAUAACACA